Messenger RNA from Symbiodinium sp. CCMP2592, 1308 nucleotides. The record is from the annotation of a GenBank genome assembly. NCBI's taxonomy places the organism in Eukaryota, Dinophyceae, Suessiales, Symbiodiniaceae.
AUGGCAACUGUCGCGGUGGCACAGCCAGCUGUGGGCAAUGGCGAGAAAGACGCCAAGCGAAGGCGCUGCGAGGAAGUAGAUGGCGUUCGCCCGUCCUUCAUGGAGCGGUUUUUUGCCAAGUACGAGUUUACCUGCAAGUACAUGGUCAGUUGCUCGGACUGCGAAGCCUGGACCACCAGGGAAGUCCUCGCUGCAGCCGACGCCGAGUGCCAGAAGAUGUGGGACUCAUCCACUCUUGGUUACACGGAGUCGCUUGGACAUCCAACGCUCCUGGAACAAAUCAGGAAGCACUAUGCUUAUCGGCUGGAAAAGGAGCCGGCGCUGGUUCCCCUGCAGAUCACAACCUGCGUCCCUGUUGAGGGCAUUUUCGCCGCCAUGACCUCCCUUCUCUCCGAGGGCGAUCAGAUCGUGACCAUGAUGCCUGCAUAUCAGGCACUCUAUGAGAUUGCCCGCAGCAAGCGCUGCCGCCUGCUCAGUUGGGCACCGUACUUCGACCAGCAGGGCUUUUGGGAAUUCCGGCUUAGCGAUUUGCAGACGCUGCUGGACCAGAAUGUCAGUUUUGAGGCGCCGCUGAGAAUGUUGGUGAUCAACUCCCCCCACAAUCCCACGGGUGCUGCGUUCGACCAAAGUCAGUUGGACGCAGUCUCCGAGAUGCUGAUGAAGCUGCCACAAGCAGAGCCGGCUGUGCUCUUCUCCGAUGAGAUGUAUGGUGACAUGCUCGGUCCACACGCGCCGAGCAUGGUGGGCAAAAGGAAUGCCAUGGUACUGUCUGGCUUAUCGAAGCCAUGGGGAAUGCCCGGGCUGCGCAUGGGCUGGCUGGUAUGUUCCGACAAGAAGCACUUUGACAGCAUCACCUCCCUGCGCGACUACACCACGCUUUGCCUACCUCCACACAGCGAGAUCCUCUCCAUCAUCGCGUUGCGCAAUCCAGAUUCUUUCUUGUCGCGCAACCGCGACAUUGCGGCGAAGAACUACCAAGUCUUGCAGUCUGUACUGCAGUCUUUGCCUCAGUGGUUCUAUCCACUGAACCAACAUCGGCACAACGAUCGCCUCACCAACUGGCGUGCAACUGUUGUCUUCGCCCGGCUGAAGUUCCCUCUCGGUGGAGUGGCGGACAGUGCUUCCCCCAGGCUCAAGUCGGCCGCCGCUCUUGCCGAGUACCUUGCGCAGGAGCACAGCAUUUGCAUGGUCGUCAGCGACUUCUUCGAAUUCGAAAGCUUCCCGUGCGUGCGCUUCGGCAUAGGCCGCGAGGGCUUCACAGAGGCCUUGCAGAAGCUGAAGACGGCUUUGGAGUCCAUAGCCAAGUGA